AUGACGCGAGUCUGGAUCGCUUCUGAGUCGUGGACGGGAGAAGUCUUUGUGCGAAAACUCGUCGCGCAUGCACUCGCGCCUCUCGUCUUUCUCAAACACCGAACAACAGUCGCUGUAAAAUCGGACAUGGACGGAGAUUAUGAUCAGACUAGGCCGCCAGAUCUCCGGCUUUGUAUACUGGCUACAACCGUUUCCAGCACGUGGGCAUCAAGGCGAGAAGCUCAGGCUUUCCGUGAGCAUGGCUCACCAUACAGCUCACGCCAUUACCCUCGCUUCGAUCUAUUGGCAUCAGGCAAUUGA
Messenger RNA from Pseudocercospora fijiensis CIRAD86, 300 nucleotides. RefSeq lists its product as uncharacterized. The record is from RefSeq and is a predicted model, not a curated record. The transcript is spliced from 5 exons. Lineage: Eukaryota; Fungi; Ascomycota; Dothideomycetes; Mycosphaerellales; Mycosphaerellaceae. Bases 1 to 300 code for a protein of 99 amino acids.